AAACAUUGUUUUUUUUGUUUGUUUUCCUGUUCCAAUGGGACGGAAACCUCACCCGGGAAGCCCUGAAGCAGUCGGCCAGUCGCAUAACCGAGCUUCCUAGAUUCAAUGAGCCAGAGAUGACGAUGAUGGGGAACCUCAUCGCCGGAUUCCAUCUAGUCUUUCUCUCUCUACACUUUUGGUCUCUUCUCCGCCGCUCGAUCGCCAGCUCCAUCGCCUCCGACGACUCAGGUUUCACGAAUCUGAGUAUUACUUCCGGAUUGAGGAGACAUGUAUUAGCAGAGGAGAGCAACUUGUCGUUGGAAGAACACUUACAAAAACUUGAAAAAUUAUCUAGAGGGUACAUGACAAAUUCCGAGCUUGAAAAAGCAAUUAUGACAUUUAAGCAUAGGUGUAGCAGCAUUGCCAGAGUAUACAGCAUAGGAAAGAGUGUACAAGGACAUCCACUGUGGGUGAUAGAACUAUCAGACAAACCAGGGGUGCAAGAGGCUGAACCUGCAUUUAAGCCUUGUUAUUGUAGUUUAUUGGAAACGUGCACGGAGAUGAACCUGUUGGGCGUGAGCUUCUAAUGCUUCUAGCUAAUUGGAUUUGUGAUAAUUACAUGAACGAUCCUUUGGCUACCUUGAUUGUAGACAAUGUUCAUCUUCAUAUCCUACCAUCUAUGAAUCCUGAUGGGUUUGAGACGAGGAGACGUGUAAAUGCAAAUAACAUCGAUUUGAAUCGUGAUUUCCCAGAUCAGUUCUUUCCCGUGAAUGAUGAUCUGGGAUCUCGUCAACCAGAAACAAAAGCUAUCAUGAGCUGGAUGGAAGAAAUACAUUUCACUGCAUCUGCUAGCCUGCAUGGGGGGGCACUUGUUGCAAAUUUUCCAUGGGAUGGAACUCAAAAUAAAAAGAAAUAUUACUUUGCUUGCCCUGAUGAUGAAACAUUUAGAUAUAUGGCAAAUAUAUAUAGUCAUAAUCACCACAACAUGUCUCUAAGCCAGGAGUUUCCCGAAGGAAUUACAAAUGGUGCAUAUUGGUAUCCUAUAUAUGGUGGCAUGCAAGACUGGAAUUACAUUCAUGCAGGUUGUUUCGAAUUGACAUUAGAGAUAAGUGAUGAUAAAUGGCCUAAUGCAACUGAAGUAAGGUUCAAGUUUGAGUCUUCUAGUAUUUGGAUUGCGACACUUAUUGCAUACAUGAACAUGCUAAUCCAAUAAUUGUGAACCUCCUUGUGUAGCAUAUACACCCAAAGGAUAUGAAUUACUAAAAUAUUUUAAUGUAGCAAUCAGGCAUGCUAUUCACGUAUGUAUUUGUAAUUUGGAAUGAGCUGUGAUUAUGUGAAAGUGUGAUAACCAACAACAACUCAGUAAGGUCGCGCAAGUGGGGUCUACGGAAAGUAUGCAAACUGCCCACUUAUAAGAAUUUUCUGUUUCUUAUAGCGAUUAUAUGUAUAAAAAAAUACGAAGCAUGUGUUAACUUUUCUAGUCACCAAAAUUGACUUGUUGCUUAAGUUAGGUUCUUUUGUAGUUUCCUCCCUUCUUGAUGUUACAAAAUCGAGUAAUUCAACUUUCCAGCAUUACUGACAAAUAGAAUCCCAUUAUUUAGCAUGACAAGUAAAUUGGGAGCACCACU
Messenger RNA from Cuscuta campestris, 1607 nucleotides. Lineage: Eukaryota; Viridiplantae; Streptophyta; Magnoliopsida; Solanales; Convolvulaceae. The record is from the annotation of a GenBank genome assembly.